AUGACUUCAGACAGUGAUUCCAGUUAUGAGGGCUCCUGCGACAUGUUCGCUAGUUCAGGAGAUGUGCAGCAUAAGGAGGAAAGUAGUGGGAUUGGAAAGAAGAGGAAGAGGAAGAAGACGGCAUAUAACGUUGAAAAGAAGAGGCGUUAUCGAGAGAGACUCCGAGAGCGCAGGAGAACGUCAACGUCGUCAGCUUCCACUUCUGCCUUAACCCCUGCCUCGCAAGGGCACUUGCAGCUUGACGCCGAAAGGCAAAAGGUGACGCCAGGCAAGAAGAAACUGCCAGUUCCUGGGCCUUCUCAGGUUGACCCACUCUAUGAGAGUGUCUUAGCUGAGUGGAGCGAUAAGGAACCACCUUCCGAGGGAACUGUUGUAUCGGAAACGGAUCACGAAGCCGGCGAGAUUCAUGUCCCAGCAGCAGAGCCAGAGGCACAGCCAGAGCCAGAGGCACAGCCAGAGCCAGAGGCACAGCCAGAGCCAGAGCCACAGCCUGAGGCGGCUACGUCUCGGGCCUCCUCGUCGCUGCCGGAAGCCGGGGACUUUGGUCACCAUGCGGCAGAGCCAGAGCCAGAGGCACAGCCAGAGCCAGAGGCACAGCCAGAGCCAGAGGCACAGCCAUAG
Messenger RNA from Hyalella azteca, 621 nucleotides. Its product is annotated as protein TsetseEP-like. Lineage: Eukaryota; Metazoa; Arthropoda; Malacostraca; Amphipoda; Hyalellidae. The transcript is spliced from 3 exons. The record is from RefSeq and is a predicted model, not a curated record. The coding region runs from base 1 to 621 and encodes 206 amino acids.